Messenger RNA from Grammomys surdaster, 501 nucleotides. It is a transcript of the gene Adig, whose product is annotated as adipogenin. The coding region runs from base 1 to 243 and encodes 80 amino acids. The transcript has 3 exons. Gene Ontology annotation, biological process: brown fat cell differentiation; white fat cell differentiation. Gene Ontology annotation, cellular component: nucleus; lipid droplet; cytoplasm. The record is from RefSeq and is a predicted model, not a curated record. NCBI's taxonomy places the organism in Eukaryota, Metazoa, Chordata, Mammalia, Rodentia, Muridae.
AUGAAGUACCCUCUGGUGCCGCUGGUGAACGACCUCACACUCUCUUUCCUGGUUUUUUGGCUCUGCCUGCCCGUGGCUUUGCUGCUGUUCUUGAUGAUCGUCUGGUUACACUUCUUACUUAGUCAAGAGUCAAAGGAAGAUGAUUCAGAUUUAUGCUUCAACUGGGAGCCCUGGAGCAAAGGACCAUCCGAGUCUGGCUGUGAUGGGACAUGUCUUGGCCAAGAGGACAGGCUCCACUGGUGAGCCUGCUCUACCAGGUGUCUCUGGCCUAAGUGGACGGAGGGAAGAGGACACUGGUGACUGACGGGCCUUCCCUGGGACCUCCAGUUUGUCAGACCUGCCAAGCCUCUUGCCAAACCAUCCAUUCUCCAUCAUCACAAAUGACCUGGAGCCUGGAAGAGCCAGGCCCAAGCAGCUUAUGGGGGCCAGCUGGCCAGCUCCACUCACAGGAGGUGUUGGAUACCUAUUAAAGAAAUGGGGGUACUCUUGUGCCCCAACAGA